Molecule: messenger RNA, 4251 nt
Organism: Penaeus vannamei (Pacific white shrimp)
Lineage: Eukaryota; Metazoa; Arthropoda; Malacostraca; Decapoda; Penaeidae
Source: RefSeq, a predicted model, not a curated record
CCUCUGCUCAGCCAGUUGGUGCUGGGCGCCGUCUUGAGCAGGUGCAUUUGUUAGCUAUCCUUGAUCCUGUGACCUUGAGGCUUUCCUUAUUGUUUUUUGUUGGUGGGACACUGUUAUCGUUGUCAUUGUGACUUAUACUUGUGAUACUGCCGUUUUAUUUGUUGAUUGCUUGUGUGUAUAGCAAUUCAGUAUUGGUGAGACGGAGUGUGGCAAAAAAGGACUAUAAACGCCUGGGUGAACGUCCAAAACUUUCUUAAAUUCCAGACGACGUGACGACAGGUCCCGUCAGCGGAGAAAACUGUCCCAACUCCAACAAUAGGAUGUCCAAAGAAGAUCCUAAAGGGGAUGGACAGAUCAAUCCGGGGUUCCAGGGGGAUUCCUUCGUUCCCAGGGACACCGUUCUGCCCAUGACGGAUAUCGUAGACACGCGCGUGGUCGUGGGCGCGGAGGACAGAUCUUCCCUGGGGGAUGGCCAGACGGCGAACGGAGGUCCGGCGGGAGCGGAGGAGGGGCGGCCGCAGCGCCAGCAGGAGGAGGAGGAGGAGGAGGGGGACUACGGCAUCCUGACGUUGCUGCCCUUCUAUCCUUGGCUUAAGAAGAGGGUGCGAGCGGGGACGGAGGGCGUGAACACCGGCCUGUGGAUUAAGCGCCUGGUGUUGGCAGUUAUAGCAGCUCUCUAUUUCUGUUAUUUCGUCGCUGUGCUGGCCAUACAUACGACUGCGGAGGAGGGGCGGUACUGGUGUGACGGCGACGGCCUCCUCAUCAUCAUCACCUUCCUGGUCCUCGUCGGCCUCUUCUACUUCCAGAUCCUCAAGCCCUACUUCGGCAGAACCAUCUACAAGAAGGUCCUCAAGCCGAUUGGAAUCCUCUUCGAAAAGGCUUGGCGCUUCAGAGUGUUGCGUCUCGGGGUGUACGUGGGCCUCCUCCUGAUCGUGUUCCUGUUCCUCCUCGUGGACGCCUGGCACGAGACGCAUCGCCUCAUCUCGCUGUUCGGGCUCUUCGUGCUCCUCUUCCUCGGGUUCAUCUUCUCCAAGGCGCCGCGCAAGGUGAGGUGGCGCCACGUGGCCUGGGGAAUGGGGCUGCAGUUCCUUCUGGGAAUCAUCAUCCUGCGCUGGCCGGUGGGGAAGGCCGUGUUCGAGUGCGCGGGCGACAAGGUGUCCGCCUUCCUCGCCUUCACCGACAAGGGCUCUGGCUUCGUCUUCGGCGAUUUGGUGACCAAGCAGUUCGUUUUCGCAUUUAAGGUGUUGUCCGUGAUCCUGUUCUUCAGCUUCUGCAUCCAGAUCCUGUACUACUGGGGCGUGAUGCAGUGGGUCGUCAUCAAGCUAGGCUGGGUCCUGCAGGUCACCGUCGGCACCACCGCCUGCGAGAGUGUCAACGCCGCUGCCAACAUCUUCCUCGGACAGACCGAAGCCCCCCUGCUGAUCAAACCGUACCUGUCACUGAUGACCGAGUCGGAGCUGCACGCUGUCAUGACGGGCGGCUUCGCGACCAUCGCCGGCUCCGUCCUGGCCGCCUACAUCUCCUUCGGCGUCGACCCCGCCCAUCUCCUGUCCGCCUCCGUCAUGAGCGCCCCCGCCGCCCUCGCCUUCUCCAAGCUCUUCUAUCCCGAGACGAAGGUGUCGAGAACGGGCGUCAAAGAUAUCAAGAUCGAAAAAGGAGAGGAGACCAACUGGCUGCACGCCGCUAUGAUCGGCGUGACCAACGCCAUCCCGCUCGUGGCCAACAUCGCCGCCAACCUCAUCGCCUUCUACGCCUUCAUCGCCUUCUGCAACGGCGUCUUCGACUGGACCUGCACUCUGGCUGGGGCGGCGGAGGGCACGUGUUCUCUGGAGUCCCUGUUCGGGUGGAUCUUCAUGCCGCUGGCGUGGGUGAUGGGCGUGGAUUGGGCGGAGUGCGAGAAGGUGGGCGAACUGAUCGGAAUCAAGUCCAUCGCGAACGAGUUCUUAGCGUACCAGAGGCUCUCCGAAAUGAAGAAGAACGGAGAUCUGUCGAAACGCGCCGAGAUCAUCGCCACGUACGCCCUGUGCGGCUUCAGCAACCUCAGCUCCAUCGGCAUCAACCUGGGCGGCUUCAGCGCCAUGGCCCCCGACAGGAAGGCCGACCUGGCCAAGGUCGUCGUGAGGGCCAUGAUUGCCGGAAGCGCGGCCUGCUUCCUCACUGCCUGCGUGGCCGGUACUUUGCUGAGCGAUGACGCGUACGGCGGCGCUGCAGCGGCCAUCAACGGAACUCAAGCGGCGUUCACGUAAUUCUAGUGUUGUUUGGUCUCCUUUAACAUGGAAAAGCUGGCGUUAUGUAGCAUGCACCGUAGCCGUGUCUUCAGUCCUAGCAAUACUUGUACAAAGAAUGGUAUUGUAUGGAUAGUGUUUGUGGUGCCUAUGUAAAGAACAACAAAGGCAAAUUGCACUAUGGAUCUAUGCAGGAUAUUUGCAGAACCGAUCGCAAUGUUAAGUUAAGUGUAAACAAAAAGAACGAGAAUGCUCUUAAGACUUUUUGGACGCCAUUUUAUGACUGUGCCAAGUUCACAUUAGAGGGUUUUACAAGUUUGCUAGUCGACUGUUCUGUUCUUCCUCAGUAUGAAAAAGAAAUGAGUAUGUGGGUUUUCAUUUGGGGUUUUAAACAGAAUUGUAUUAAUUAUGCACUUAGAUUUUUUUAAAAUCUGAUAUUCACAUACAGUUGAUUAACAUGUGGAAUUUAGUAUUGAAAUGCAGAUACUUUUUCACAUUUUGUACAGUUUGAAAAAUGAGUUCAGGUUUGUACAUAUGUAUAUCUUUUCAUAAGAAAAGCAUAUAUCAGUAUUUUCUUAAGUGCAGAUUUGGUUGCACAGUUGUAUGCAUUCCGAUUUUAUACAUUCCAUUAGAGACAUUUUUAGAGUAUUCAUUUAAAUACGAAUAUAUUCAAUAUCUUUAAGAUCUAUGGUUUCCAGCCAGUGGGUACUGAAGCCUCGAAAAAAAUGUUGGUCAGUUUGCUAGGCGUUCGUCUGUGUCCAUAAUAAGAAUGUACUUUUAAACCAUGUCUUCAACAAGGAAUGUAUUAUUGGGUGGAUGAAGACUGCUGAAUAUUUUUCUCUUCGUCUAAAAAUAUUCAAUGAAAGGGUUGUGAACCACUAUUUGAUAUAUCGUGUAAAUAUUUUGAGACUAGGAAUCUUAAUUUUGGAAUAAAUCACUUGUUAUACGUGAUAUAGUAAUGUGUAAAGAUAUUACUGAUAUAUAUAGUUAUAUAUUUUAAUUUAUAUUGCGUUUAUUAUGGCUGUUUCAUUAUAGGAUUUUAUUUCAUGAAUGAACUGGAUUACUUGCCAAGUUCCUGUGUUUGAUUGCCGUCAGUCUUUGCACAGUAUUUCACUUUUAUUUUGGACUUAUUUUAUCUAUUGUCAGUCUCCAAUCCUCAUUUUUUUCAUGCAUCCGUCCGUAUGUACAACUUUUUAUGUAUUAUGUAUAGUACUGUAUAAAGUACUGUAUAAUCGCUUGCUUUGUCACACGAAAUAUAAUAGGUACAGAUUCUCAACUACAGUUUUUAUUUAGAAAUUUACAUAUCAUUACUAAUGCUCAAGUGUACGAGUAGAGAUAGUAAGAUGUACAGCUACGCAGAAAAAUAUUUUAAGACAAUCUUGCUAAAGAUUCUGACACCAGCAACAAUACUUUUUGAAAUAUAGUUGUUAACGGUACGAGACUGUUGGUAUCGCUGUUUUUUCCAACUAUUGGGUAUGCGUGGCUUGUAUAAAUAUUGCAAGGCAUAUUCAAUCCCAUACGGGAAUGAAAUGAUCAUAUCACAGUGAAUCCAUAUGAAUUACAGAAUGACAAUUCGAGACAUGAAUUAGAACGAGGCAUUCGAAACUCAAAAUACCAACCCCUCCGUAACAUAAGAUCCUCUGUUCAAUAUUGAAUGUUUCGACACCCCUACUCACGAUACUUUUCUGCCAAGCUGUGCAUCUGUAACUUGUGCAUUUUAUUAAUAAUCAGUAUAGUAUGCAAUGAAUUCUGAAAUAGGCCUUAGGGUAACGAAGCAAAUAGAUAAUUAGACAGUUUUUAAUUGUAUAAAAAAUGGUGCAGAACGACCAUGUAUAUAGAAAAUUGAACUCCAACAGUCGUGGGUUGUGUAUAUACAACUUCGUCGAAGUUUAGUGAAGUCCUCCGUUUUUUUACCUUGAACUCAGCUGUUCGAUUUGUAACUCGUGUUAACAGAUAAGAAUUAUUGUAAAUAAUAUAUUUAUAUACUGAUUGUUCCUGAAUAAUAAAAACCAUGAUCACUGAUAAA